Messenger RNA from Phymastichus coffea, 930 nucleotides. RefSeq lists its product as uncharacterized. NCBI's taxonomy places the organism in Eukaryota, Metazoa, Arthropoda, Insecta, Hymenoptera, Eulophidae. Gene Ontology annotation, molecular function: protein dimerization activity. Bases 1 to 930 code for a protein of 309 amino acids. The transcript has a single exon. The record is from RefSeq and is a predicted model, not a curated record.
AUGAGCGAAGAUGAAUCGCAAAAAGCCGAUGUCCGUCAAGAAGCUCGUUCUUUAGCGAAAAAACUGACAGUAUUUGAAAAUGCUUUUAUGAUAGUGUUUUGGUAUUCAAUUUUAAGUAGAUUCGAUAUCGUAAGCAAAUAUAUUCAAAAAGUUGAAUUAGACUUGUGUGCAGCGAACGAUAUGCUUGUAUCUCUGAUAGGAUUUGUGCAAAACUUGCGGGAUGAUUUUUCAAAAUUUGAAAAAGAAGCAGAAAACCUUGGUGAUUUCGUAGUUAAAGAGUAUGCAGACAAAAUAAAGCGAAAGAUUACUAAAAAACUACCUGAUGGAACUACUGUCAAUGAAGAAUUAACAGGAGCUAAUAAAUUUAAAGUUGAUACUUUUUACACGAUAAUUGACAAACUUACUGUAGAAUUGAAAAAAAGAAGCGAAGCUUAUUCUAAUGUAGUAGGUAUAUUUGAUUUUCUUAUGAAACUUCAUGUUAUGGAAGACAAUUUUUUAGAAAGUAAGACCAAACGCUUAGUGGAAAUUUAUGGAUGUGAUUUAAUUGAGGAUAUUUUAAUCGAAAUCAAACAAUUUGUACCGCUAGUAAAGAUGCACAUCGAUUCUCUCUCUAACCAAGCUGACGCUGCAGGCACGUUAAAUCCUUUAAAAAUUUUGAACUGGAUAGUGAAAGGUGAUAUGAUUGAUGUAUUUCCAAAUCUAUAUGUAGCGUAUCGUAUAUACGUUACGAUUCCUAUUGCCAAUUGCGAAGCAGAACGUUCCUUUUCCGCGUUAAAACGAGUGAAAGAUGUUUUUCGCGCAAACAUGUCAGACGACCGCUUGUCAGCACUGGCUAGGUUAAAAAUUGAAAGCCAAUUAUUUAGAACCAUUGAUUUCAAUGACCUGAUUGAAAAUUUUGUUGCUGAAAAGUGUAGAAAAAAAAUCUUUUAA